Messenger RNA from Malassezia japonica, 2190 nucleotides. RefSeq names its product histone deacetylase (gene HDA1). Gene Ontology annotation, cellular component: histone deacetylase complex. Bases 1 to 2190 code for a protein of 729 amino acids. Lineage: Eukaryota; Fungi; Basidiomycota; Malasseziomycetes; Malasseziales; Malasseziaceae. Gene Ontology annotation, biological process: negative regulation of transcription by RNA polymerase II. The transcript has a single exon. The record is from RefSeq and is a predicted model, not a curated record. Gene Ontology annotation, molecular function: histone deacetylase activity; transcription factor binding.
AUGGCGGAUCGCGCACCGAACGCGACGCCGCCGGCGCUGUCGGCAGCCGCCGAGCCUGUGCUCAUAGCCGAAGCCGAGGCGAUGUUGGACGGCCCCGACGGCCUCGAGCAGGUCGUGCCGGGCGACCUGUGGCCGCCGGCCGCCGGCUUUGCGCCGGCCACUCCGCUGGACGUGCCGGCGCCGUCCAUCCCUACGCCAGAGCGCUUUGCGGACGCGCUCGCGUCCGAGGUGCUGCCAAUGGAUCCUCUUGCGCUGCUGCCGGAGGAUACGGUGCCGCCGGCUCGGGGGACGGGUCUCGUGUAUGACCCCCGCAUGAUGCUGCAUGCAACGCCCGCGAUCGGCGAGUCGCAUCCGGAGCGCCCCGAGCGCAUUGCCAAGAUCUUUGGCCUGCUCGAGCGCCACGGGUGCGUGGCGCGCAUGGUGCGCAUUCCCUCGCGCGAGGCUCUGCGCUCGGAAGUCGCGCUCGUGCACAAUGCCGAGCUCUGGGACGAGUUUGAAGAAACCGUGCGCAUGCCCCUCGACCAGCUGAUCCUCUACUCGCGGCAGCUCGAGGCCAAAGCGUCACUCUACCUGAACCAGCACUCGACCUUUAGCGCGCGCAUUUCGUGCGGCAGCGUCAUCGAGAUGUGCCACGCGGUCGCGACGCGGCGCGUCCGCAACGGCUUUGCCGUCGUCCGUCCUCCGGGGCACCACGCCGAGCCGAACUGUGGCACAGGCUUUUGCCUGUACAACAAUGUCGCGGUCGCCGCCGCGUCGCUCCUGGCGAAUCCCUCACCGGUGGACCCGGUGAAGCGCAUCAUGAUUGUGGACUGGGACGUGCACCACGGCAACGGCACGCAGCGGGCGUUUUGGAACAACCCCAGCGUGCUGUACGUCUCGCUGCACCGGUACGAAAACGCGUCGUUCUACCCCGGCACACCGUAUGCGAACUUUGACAUGGUCGGCGGCCCCGAUGCCGAAGGCACGUCGCUCAACGUGCCGUGGCCGUGCGGCGGCAUGGACGACGCCGACUACCUGCACGCCUUCCAGCGCUGCAUCAUGCCGGUCGCCUACGAGUUUGCGCCAGACAUGGUGAUUAUCAGCGCCGGCUUUGACGCGGCCGAGGGCGACUUGCUCGGCGGCUGCCACGUCUCGCCGGCGGGAUAUGCGCACCUCACGCACCAGCUUGCGGCGCUCGCCAACGGGCGCCUGGUCGUCGCGCUCGAGGGCGGCUACGACCUGGAUGCGAUUGCGAACUCGGCAUUGGCCGUGACGCGCGUCUUGCUCGGCGACGCGCCGCCGAUGCUCGCACCGGGGCAGGCGUGCAGCUCGGCAGGCGCCGAUACCGUGGCGCGCGUCGUGCGGACGCAGGCGCGCUACUGGCGUAACCUCGCCGCGGACCAGGUGCCGCAUGCGCCCCAGCUCGACGCGCGCGACGUGCUGGCCGCGCAGCGGUCCGCGUCGCUCUGGGCAGCGCACCGGAUGGUGCCGCUGCCUGCGAUACCCGCCGAGUCUCUCGCAGCGAACCAGGUGGUGUGCUCUCCGUCGCUGAUGGAGGCAAAGAGCACGGUGCUGCUGGUGUACGUCCACGACUCGGCUCCGAUCCACGUAUCGGACGCGCUCCUCGACGGCGACUAUGCAAACGAGCCGGCGGUGCACUUUGCGGAUGCGAGCGCAUUUGUAGCGCACUGGGCGUCAGAGCGCGGGUAUGCGGUGGCAGAUAUGAACACGCGCGCGACGCUGCCAGUGCGCUCGCUGCGCAACCGCGACCACGACAGGGCAAUGCCGCGCACGAGCGAAGGUGUGCUCAAGAGCAACCUCGCCGAGCAGCUGCUUUAUGUAUGGGACAAUUUCCUGGCGCUCAGUCCCGCGAAAAAGGUCGUGUUUGUCGCACAGGGCACGGGGUGCGAUGCGGUGGUGCAGCUGAUUGCGCGGCGCGUCGUGCAGGAGCGCAUCGCUGCCAUGGUCCAGCUCAUGGCAUACAACCCCAUUCCGCUCGUGCCAAAAGGGCGGCAGGAGCUCAAGGCAUGGUACUUUGCGCACUCGCUUGUCGUGUGCCCACGGGAGCAUCCGCUGUAUGCGUGGGGCGAGCAGUCGGCAUCGGGGAAGCGACUGGGGCAUACAGUGCGUGCGGACGAGGCGAGCGCUGCGGAUUUGCUGCCGGCCGUAUGGGGCCAGGUGGAACGGUUUGUAGAGGAAAAACUGGCCUAG